AUGCGCGGUCCCUGGAACUUUACCGCGUUAUUCUCAUUGGCUUCUCUUCAGCGUCGGUGUCAGGUGGAGAAGAUGGCAAACCCCUCUCCGAGUAAACUCCCGAGGAUCGACGAUGAGCAGGUGGAGGGAGUGCGUAGUGCACUUUUGAUCACCACUUAUUCAUGUAAGGACGAGGCAGUUUCAAGGGAGGAGCUGUACCACAUGAACAAUCAGAGCAGCAGCCAGGCAAUGGCUUGUUUAAUAAAAAACGUUCGGCUCAGGAGAGCUGCACAGCAACAAGCUGCAGCCUUCAAGGCGCAGCUUGUUGUCAUGAAGGCCAAAUAUAAAGCUGCUUUGCAGCAGGUGGAGGUGCUGCAGGCAUGUGCUGCAUACGCCAAUGACGAUGUGAUGGAAGAGACAGAGGAGAAGAUGCAAGUUACACCGAGCCUGGCGAUGUCUGCAGUGCCGGAGCUUGGGUCUGCUGAGGCAGCCCCUGCGUCUGCACUUGCCCCUGCUGUGGUGGAUGAGGUGCCAGAGAUGGGUGUGCGGAAGCGCCACAAGCCAAGAUCCGCCAAUGAUGAGGUUAUUGCUAACCCUUUUGAUUGCAGGUGUGCUGUUAACUCUCCGAUGGCUGUGCUGACAGGGAUGCGUGCUGGGGCAACAAGAGCAUCAAAUGGUAAAGUGCGUGCUUCUCUUGUUUGUAGUGUUGUGGCUGCUAUGAAACAUGUGUCUGUUCCUGUGUGCACGUGGGAUGAAAGUGAUGUAGAUGAGAUACAGGUUGCAGGGAUAAAGUUGAGCAAAUGUGUUGUUGAGUACUGGUGGGAAAGUGCAGCUAACCGCAAACAGUUCUGCAAGCUACUUAAAUACAAAAAACUGUUUGGCAGGAUGCAGAGUGUGUCUGUUGGUCCACCAAAGGUUGAAUUCUUUGAUAUGAAUCAAGAAUGCAAGUUGUAUGAGGAUCUGCAAAAAAUGCUGUUGAGUGAUGGCAUGUGUCUGCUGGAAAUUCAGGGUUCAACUGUUGUUGUCAUCCACCACCAAGAGUACUACGUUGUAGUUGAUUGUGGAGCAUGCAGUGUGUCUGGCUUGCCAAGUAGGAAUGGUAGGUGUGUGGCUGUUUUUAAUACAAACUUCGAUGACCUGAUGCUCCAUAUCUGUGCUGUGAGACAAGAGCUACGAGCAAAGAUGUACAGAAUCGGCAGCAUGUCUGUGAAGGCAGAUGAUGUGACUGAUAUCACAGAGGGUGCUACAGUGUGUAAGGACGGCAACAUUUCUGUCAACACAGAUGAUGUGACAGUUGUCAUAGAGAGUGCUACAGUGUGUAAGGAAAGCAGCAUUUCUGUCAACACAAAUGAUGUGACCGUUGUCACAGAGAGUGUUACAUUUGGUGGAGACAGCAUCAUUGACAUGGACAGUGGAUCUGAGGCUGUGGAGGAUUGUUUUGUUGUUGGCCAUGAAGGCCUUUUACGGCCUGUUGUUGGAUCAUUUCAUCAGGGUGAUUAUCGGUUUAAGUAUGGUGGACAACAGUGUAUGGCUAUCAGUCUGGUUGGAAUAGCAAGACAUACGUGUGCCAGCGUGUUUUCGUGGACACCAACUGAGCUUGAUAAUGUUUUAUUUUUGGGUGAUCAGAUUUACACAGAUUUAAGGGUUGGCAAGAGGAUUAGUGGGAAUUCUAAGCUGUUGUGUGUUUCAGAUCUUCCAAGACAGUUUGCUGUUGAUGGACACAAUUUUGCAUUUGUGUAUGGAGAUUGUGUAUCUGGACAUGUUGAUGUUGUUGCAGGAGAGUUGAUUGAUGCAGGUGUGUAUUGCCCUUUAAAAUGUGGACUACAAAAGAUGUGUAUGAAAUAUGACUCAUGCUUUUUCACAUUAGGUGGUAAUACAUCUGCCAUCAUAGGUCACAAUGGAUGUUAUGCAGUCAUUGAUUCUCAUGCACGCAACGAAGAUGGGAUGAUAGAUGGUGAUGGGAAAAGGGUUGUUGUGUAUUUUGCUUGUCUUGAUUUUUUGUUUGAUCACAUUUGGCUGUUUUCAAGACAUUUGUCUGAAGGUCAGAGAGUGUUUGAGAUUACAGGUGCUUGUGUCAGUAAGCAAGAGUCAAAGUCAAAGGAUCCAGUGAAGGUGUAUUGCGAUUCUAAAAAGGUGCAGUCAAGUCAUGUUGAUGCUGAUCUACAUGCAUCUGAUGAAGAGGACGUUUUUAUCAGUGAUGUCAUAACUACAACACUGCAGUUCAACCCACUUUGUAGUGAUGUUGUUCAAACUUUGUGUACAAAGUUAAAUGUACAGUCAGAGAAAGUUGAUGCAAAAUCAGUACAAGUUGGGGACUUAGGAGUUCCGUGCAAGAACGUGAACAUAGUUGCUGAUGGCAAUUGUUUUUUCAGGGCAGUUAGUCACGCUGUGUGUGGGACACAGUUACAUCAUAAAAAAAUACGUGCAUCUGUGUGUAAGCAUUUGCAAAACAGUGUUGGGGCAUAUGACAGUCUUUUAAGAUCUGAAUAUGAUUCAAUGGCACAGUACCUCCUCAUUUCGAAAAUGAAAUAUGUUGGCAGUUGGGCUACAGAAAUUGAGAUUCAAGCUGUAGCAGAUUAUUUAGGAUUACAUGUUUUCACAUUUCAUGACAACCGCUGGAUUGAAUACAGUUCCAUGAAUAAUGUGUUUUCAAAUCAGGGAAUUUAUCUUGAAAACUGUAAUGGCAAUCAUUAUGAAACAGUUGUUUGUGUUCAACAGCUUCAUGGGCAAGGUUGUUAUGGUUAUUGCAAAGACAACAUAUCUACUGUCACAGGUCGUGUCUUGAGACAACGAACUAAUGUUUCCCCAUCAAUUAGCACAAUGUCACAUGCAGUUAAGACUGUGGAUUUUAUAAAACAGGAACCGAAAACAUUGUCUGCCAGUGACAAUACUGACUUAAGAUUUAAGCCAUUGUCCUUAAAAGUUGCACGCACAUUAUGUAACAAGUGUGAUAUUGACUUUGAGAAGCAGGAUGUACAAGCACCCAAAGUGUCUGGGUAUUUAGGUGACGUCUGUAAGACAGAGAGCAUUGUUAAAGAUGGCAAUAGUUUUUUUAGGGCAGUAACACAAGUUAUCAGUGGCUCACAGAAACGUCACCUGAAGGUGAGGCGUGCUGUAGUCAUGGAAAAGAGUGGUGGAGAUCUUCUGCAGAUAGUGGAUAGAGAAUAUACGUCACUGUCAGAUUACAUUAGUAAAACAAAAGUGAAAUAUGUUGGACAUACUGCCACGAAUGUGGAAAUUCAAGCUACGGCAAAUGCAUUUGGUUUAGAUAUACAUUGCUAUGGUGGUGGGACUUGGCAAUCAUUUACUUGUAAAAGUAAAGUGUCAGAUGAAGGGAUAUAUUUGAAGCAGUGUGAUGAUGAUCAUUUUGAGCAAGUGGUGUGUGUACAAAACAGUGAACAGCUGGUUUGCGUUGGAUUGUGUACGGUGGAUACCUCUCAGACAAAAUACCUGUGUAGAAGGGAUAUCUGUAUUUCAAAUGAUAAUCAUAGUGGUCAAAAUGUUAAUGAGGGGAUCACAAACAAAUAUGACAGCAAGUUAUAUAGACGGAAAGUUAGGGAAUCAAGCAUAUGGAAAUAUGAGGUAAAUGUGUCACAUAGGCAAAAUGUUAAGGACAGGAGCACAGGGAAAUAUAGGGACAAUUUAGUUCAUCGACAGAAAGCUAUGGAGAGCAGCAUAGGGAAAUAUAAAAUAAAUACAGUUCAUAGGCAGAAGGUUAAGGAAAGAAGCAUAGGGAAAUAUAAAGACAACGCGUUGCAUAGGUUAAACAUUAAGGCAAUAAACAAAAGUAAAUAUUGGUUGAAUCCAAUGCAUAGGCAAAGUGUGAAAACCAGGAAUCGAAGGGAAUAUCAUGUAAAUUAUGAGUAUAAAAUGCGUGUUGCAGCAGGUAACAAACGUAAAAGGCAGGAAAAAAAAGUUAAGUCAAAAGAAAUUAACUUUGUUAUGCAGCAGUUUUUGGAUAAAGUGAAAGACGGACCGGAUUUUGUGUGUUGCGUCUGCCAUAGAAUGUUAUUUUGUCAUCAAGUUUUACUUUGUAAAAGAGGUGACUAUAAUAAGAGUUCUGCAAUGGCUUCUCUUGCUGAUAAAUGUAUCAAUGAGAAGUACUUGCACAUAUGCAGUGGUGAUUGUGUUUUGCCAUGUCUGUUGAUGAAUACACCUAGAAGUCAGUUGUGGAUCUGUUACACUUGCCAUGGUAAGAUUAACAAAGGUGUAUUGCCUCCUGAAUGUGCAAUGAAUAAUAUGGUUGUUGAUCCCAUUCCGGCUGAGUUGGCGUGUUUGAACAGUUUAGAGCAGCAUUUAAUCGCGUUAAAUAUUCCGUUCAUGAAGAUGUUGGCGUUACCUAAAGGUGGGCAAAAUGGAGUCCAUGGUCCUGUAACGUGUGUUCCAGCAAAUAUUGUGCAAACUAGCAAUUUGUUGCCACGUUCUAGUAUGGAAGGAUCAUUGUUGCCAGGGAAGUUGAAGCGAAAGCUUACUUAUAAAGGUCAUUACGAGUAUCAAUUUGUUGAUGACAUGCAUAUCCGAAAGGCAUUGAAGUUGUUAAAAGACACUAAUGUGCAUUAUAAAGAUGUGGUGUUCAAUGAGGAUUGGUCGAAUGAGUUUUGUAAAGAAGCACAUUCUGAUGUAUCAGAAAAGGACACUGAUUGCACUGGAGAUGGUGCUGAAGCAUCUGCUGAUAAUGGUAAGGAAGAGCUCCUGCAUGACAGACAGCAGCAUUGUAUGUAUCAAGACACAUGUCUAAUGCCAGUGGACAUUGGUCAGGAAGCACUUGAUCAGUCCUUUGACAAUGUCUUGAACUUGGCUCCGGCUGAAGGGAAUAAUCCUGUGCGACUGUUAUCUGAUGAUACAAAUGAGGCCAAAUGUUUCCCUGUUUUGUUUCCUAAAGGAUGCCCUACAUAUCGAGAUUUUCGUCAACAUCGGUUGACAUUGUCACGCUAUUUUAAUAAUCGCAUCUUACAUGCUGAUGGUCAUUUUGCUCAGAAUGUGGAGUAUAUCUUUUUUGCUCUGUAUAUGUCAGAGGUAGAACAAGUUGUGUCGUGUGUAUCUAUAGCAUUGAGGAAAGGAAAAGGUGGCAAAUUCCAAAAAGUUACUGGAGAUGUAUUGAAUAAUGAGGAGGGUUUGAAGAGGUUGUUGGAAUAUGAUGAUGGGUUUCGUUUUCUUAAGCCUAUUAGAGGAACCCCAUCUUUUUGGCAGGGAGCACAACGUGAACUGUUGGCUUGUGUUCGUCAACUUGGCAUUCCUACGUGGUUUGCCUCAUUUUCCUGUGCUGAUAUGCGGUGGAAGAACCUUCUGACUAGUAUUUUGACACAGGAAGGUAGAACAGAAACGGUCGAGGAACUAGAAUGGGCGGAAAGGUGUGAACUUUUACGUCGUAAUCCUGUCACUGCGGCAAGACUGUUUGAUUUUCGAUGGCAUUGUUUUUUGAGGGAAGUUUUGAUGUCUCCAUGUAAUCCUAUUGGUAAGAUUACUGAUUAUUACUAUCGUGUGGAAUUCCAGCAACGUGGUUCACCACACAUUCAUGGUUUGUUUUGGAUAGAAGAUGCACCUGUCAUUGAUAGAAACACAGAUGAGGAGGUAGUUGCAAUUAUUGAUAAGUAUGUGACUUGUGAAUUACCUACAGAGGAUGAGACACUCUUAGAGAUUGUUACAGGUGUGCAAACACACUCAAAGCGUCACUCCAAAACGUGUAAGAAGAAAGGUACAGUUUGUCGUUUCACUUUUCCUAGGCUUCCAUCUUUAGAAACAUUUAUAUCUCGUGGCGUUGGUGCAGAUGAUGAGAAGUCAGAUAUGAGAAAGGAGGAUGCAGUGAAAAUCCUAAAUGAUCUCAAGGCUGCUAUUUCAGAUGGUAAAGCAGAUGGUGGAUCUGUCCAACAGUUGUUUGCGCGAGUAGGAAUAACUCAAGCCGAUUUUCAAGCUGCUUGUAUAUGUUAUGGUAGGAAAACCUAGGUGGUUUUGAAGAGGCGGAUUGAUGCGAUCUGGAUUAAUCACUACAGCAAAGUAAUGCUCAAAAUAUGGAAUGCAGAUAUUGACAUCCAAUUUGUUGCUGAUGCUUAUGCUUGUGUUGUGUACAUAAUUUCGUAUAUUUCGAAAGGGGAAAGAUAAAUGGGAAUGUUACUGGCAAAUGCACAGAGGGAAGCUGCCAAGGAGGGGAAUGCUAGUGCAAAAGAUGCUUUAAAAAAUCUAGGGAGUGUGUAUUUACACAACAGAGAUGUUUCUGCUCAGGAGGCUGUAUAUAGGUUAGCAAAUAUGCAUCUGAAGGAGUGUUCAAGAAAAGUCGUUUUUGUGCCAGUAGGGGAAAAUCCUGUUAAAAUGAGUCUGCCUUUAAGUGUUUUAAAACAGAAGGCGUCAUCGAAGGACCUCAGCACAGAAGACAUGUGGAUGACUAGCUUGGUUGACAGAUAUAAGAGUAGGCCAAAAGACAGUUCUUUUAAUGAUAUGUGUUUGGCAAAAUUUGCGUCAGAGUAUCGCAUUUCGUCAAAGAAUGAACGGUCCCCAAAUAGGAUUGCAUUGAGCAAUGAUUGUGGGUUUAUUUUGAGAAGAACUCGAACCCAACCGGCCGUUAUUCGUUAUGUACGGUUUUCUGAAACCAAGAGUCCAGAGUUGUUCCAUCAGAGCAUUCUGCAGUUGUUUUUGCCUUAUCGGAUUGAUGGGCAGUUGAGACCAGAAGGUUUUGUGACAUUUGAAGAGUUUUACAGAGGAGGCUAUGUAAAAUUAGAUGAUGGAUGGCUGCAUUCUGUUAAGUCAGUUGUUGAUGCAAAUAGAAGGUCAUAUGAAAUGGAUGCAGAUGUGUUGGAUAACAUCCAAAACACCAUUGAUAGGGAUGGCAUCAUAGAAGAUGCCUGGUGCAACUUGUGCCCAGAAGCAGAAUUGGAUCGUUUAGAGUGUGUACAGUUACGUGCAGAUGAGAAUCAGGUAGUGGAUGAGCACACUGAUCUCAUUCCAGACUUAGCAGUGACUCGGGAACAAGUUGCCCAUUUAGAAAAGAGAGGUAAUGUCAUGUGUCGAAAUGAUGGUGUGGCUUUGAUAAGAUCUCUGAAUGAGACACAGAUGUGUAUUUUUUAUCAGAUUAGGCAGUGGUGCUUAGCUAAGGUAAUGGGGGAGAAGCCAGACCCAUUACAUGUGUUCAUCACAGGUGGUGGUUUAAUGAAGGCUAUUCAGUACGAAGCAACGAGGUUAUUGUCCACAGUGAGUCGUCAACCAGACGAUAUUUGUGUGUUGUUGACAGCUCCGACUGGGAUAGCUGCCCACAAUUUACAUGCUAGUACCAUUCACAGUGCCUUAAGCAUUGGGGUGGAUGUACGCUUACCUUACAUACCUCUUGGUGAAGAGAAGGUGAACUCGUUGCGGGCCAAAUAUAGUAGUUUGCAGAUUUUGAUCAUUGAUGAAAUUUCCAUGGUGAGUCAUAACCUGUUGGCUUAUAUCCAUGGACGUUUACGUCAGAUGAAAAAAAGUCGUGAUUUUGCUCCAUUUGGUAAUGUGAGUGUAGUUGUGGUUGGAGAUUUUUUCCAGUUGCCUCCUGUUAGAGGGAAACCACUGUAUAUAAAUAAUGUAGGUAUAGAUUUGUGGUCUUCUAUAUUUAAGGUUGUAGAGCUAAAAACGAUUGUUAGGCAACAAGAUGAUGCGUUUGCUCAGUUGUUGAACAGAGUUAGAACUCGUUCGAAAGGGACCCCAAUGUUAGCUGGUGACAUUGACAUUUUAAAAAGAUGUGAAACUGGUGAAGUCAGCUCAGCUUUACACAUAUUUUCUACCAACAAACAGGUGAAUGAGCAUAAUGUUGUCCAACUUGCAAAGACUUGUCCUGAUUUUGUUGAGAUAAAGGCUCAAGAUUUUGUCAAUUGUAAGGCAACAGGCAAGUUGAAGUUGAUGAGUGGGCAUCAUUCACGAGUACAGAAUACGUGUUUGGAUGAAUCACUGGCUUUGGGGAUAGAUGCUCGUGUUAUGCUUAUAAAGAAUGUAGACGUAGCAGACGGACUGGUAAAUGGAGUAUGUGGCACUGUAACCCAUAUUGUUUACCCGAAUGAUAAUAGAAACUUCCCUGACUCAGUGUAUGUUAAGUUUGAUGACAAUCAGGUGGGUGCAGAGAUGAGGAAACGCUGUGCGUAUUCUGUAGCAGUUGAGAUGGGCUCUACUGGUAUUAGACCAGAGGAGGAAAGGGUAACCACUAAAGGCGGUUUGCGCCGGCAAUUUCCACUGAAACUUGCUUGGGCUUGUACUGUACAUAAAGUACAGGGUCUAACAAUCUUUGCACCUGGACAGGCAUAUGUGGCAUUAAGCCAUGUUAGAAGUUUGUCAGGGUUGGUUAUACAGGAUUUUGAACACAAGGUCAUAUAUUGCAAGGAUGAGAUUAAAGAUGCAAUUAAAAACAUGCCUCCCUUCUUGGUCGAAAGUAUUUCAAUGCAGAGCAUUACAAAUGCAAACACGCAUUGUUUCACAUUGUUUUUGAUGAAUGUGCAAAAUUUAAGCCGAAAUAUUACAGAUUUGGUGUCAUGUACAAAGCAUUUGCAGCUUAACUGUAUUGCUGUUACAGAAACAUGGCUGCCUGAAGCUUUCUCAAGCGAAUCUGUAAAGAUUCAAGGUUACAGCUUUCAAAACCAGCCACGUAGUUUGUCUUAUAGUAGCAGUAACCACACAUUGGCAAACAUACAAGAACAACAACGUGGUGGAGUUGGCAUGUAUAGUUUAGAUAGUUUACCAUAUGUGGUCAUCAAAGUACCACAUUUGAGUUUGGAAUGUUUAGUGUACAACUACACAACAUCCAGGAUACUGAUAGCAGUCGUUUAUCGGCCGCCAUCUUAUCCUAUGUCUCAAUUAAAAGACAAUCUGACCAAGUUAAUUAAUUGGUUAGAUCCAAUAAGUACCACAGUUGCUGUAAUAGGAGAUUUCAAUGAUAAUAUUUUCAAAUCUUCUAGUAUUUCUAACUUUAUGGCAAAUAAAGGAUAUAUCCAACAUGUCACCCAAGCAACAACUGAGAAGGGUACAUUAAUUGACCACAUCUAUAUAAAAACUACAUUUUAUGACAUAGAAACUGUAGUUUCGCCAACAUACUUUAGUGACCACGAGGGGAUUACAUGUUCUUUUACAUCUAGGUCGAUGGACAUGGACAUUGGAGUAGAACAGCUGUAG
Pleuronectes platessa (European plaice) is the source of this 9099-nucleotide messenger RNA. RefSeq lists its product as uncharacterized. The record is from RefSeq and is a predicted model, not a curated record. NCBI's taxonomy places the organism in Eukaryota, Metazoa, Chordata, Actinopteri, Pleuronectiformes, Pleuronectidae. Gene Ontology annotation, biological process: DNA repair; telomere maintenance. Gene Ontology annotation, molecular function: DNA helicase activity.